GCAGGGGGCGGGGCUGGGCGUCUCCAGCCUGGGCCUAGCGCGCUGCCGGGGGUGUCGCAGGGACUAUGUCGCCGGCGGCGCGGAGCCACCUGGGCGCUGCUCUGUUUCUGGCAGCGGCUUCUGCGCGCAGUGUAACGACCCAGGUCGCGGCGCGGCGGGGCUUGAGCGCGUGGCCGGUGCUACAGGAGCCCAGCAUGGAGUACCAGGAUGCCGUGCGCAUGCUCAAUACCCUGCAGACCAAUGCCAGCUAUCUGGAGCAGGCGAAGCGCCAGCGGGGUGACCCCCAGACACAGCUGGAAGCCAUGGAACUGUACCUGGCACGAAGCGGGCUGCAGGUGGAAGACCUGGACCGGCUGAACAUCAUCCACGUCACUGGGACCAAGGGGAAGGGCUCCACCUGUGCCUUCACUGAAUGUAUCCUCCGAAGCUAUGGCCUGAAGACGGGAUUCUUUAGCUCUCCCCACCUGGUGCAGGUUCGGGAGCGGAUCCGCAUCAAUGGGCAGCCCAUCAGUCGUGACCUCUUCACCAAGUACUUCUGGCGCCUCUACCAACGGCUGGAGGAGACCAAGGACGGCAGCUGUGUCUCCAUGCCCCCCUACUUCCGCUUUUUGACACUCAUGGCCUUCCACGUCUUCCUCCAAGAGAAGGUGGACCUGGCAGUGGUGGAGGUGGGCAUUGGUGGGGCUUAUGACUGCACCAACAUCAUCAGGAAGCCUGUGGUGUGCGGAGUCUCCUCUCUUGGCAUCGACCACACCAGCCUCCUGGGGGACACGGUGGAGAAGAUUGCAUGGCAGAAAGGGGGCAUCUUUAAGCAAGGUGUCCCUGCCUUCACUGUGCUGCAGCCUGAAGGUCCCUUGGCAGUGCUGAGGGACCGAGCCCAGCAGAUCUCAUGUCCUCUCUACCUGUGUCCACCGCUGGAGGCCCUGGAGGAAGGGGGGCUGCCGCUGACCUUGGGCCUGGAGGGGGAGCACCAGCGGUCCAAUGCCGCCUUGGCCUUACAGCUGGCCCACUGCUGGCUGCAGUGGCAGAACCACCAUGAUGCUGGGGAGCUGAAGGCAUCCAGGCCAGGCCUCCUGUGGCAGCUGCCCCUGGCACCCGUGUUCCAGCCCACAUCCCACAUGCGGCUUGGGCUUCGAAACACGGAGUGGCUGGGCCGGACGCAGGUGCUGCGGCGCGGGCCCCUCACCUGGUACCUGGACGGGGCACACACCCCCAGCAGCGUGCAGGCCUGCGUCCGUUGGUUCCGCCGGGCGCUGCAGAGCCGCGAGAGGCAGAGCAGUGGGACCGAGGUUCGAGUCUUGCUCUUCAACACCACUGGGGAUCGGGACUCGGCGGUCCUACUGAAGCUGCUGCAGGUAAGGAGCCGACUUGGGGUUGGGCGGCAGGCAGUCCUGAAGUCCUGGGUCUGGCGUUGUGACCCUGGAGGGUGUCAACUCCUUUCCUUUCAGUUGUAUUGGGGAUUAGAUGUGACAAGGUGCAUGUGCUGCUUCCGCCAGGCUCUGCAGGGCCACGGGGAGUCCAGUCACAGGCCAUUACUCAUUCUCCCAUGUGUACAGACUCAAACAGACCAACAGAACUUCACAGUGACACUGGACCAGGUGUUGCUCCGCUGCCUGGAACACCAGCAGCACUGGAACUACCUGGAUGAGGAGCAGGCCAGCCCGGCCCUCUGGAGCGCCCCCAGCCCGGAACUUGCUGGGCCUGCAUCCCUGCUGCUGGCGCCCCACCCACCCCACAGCAGCGCCAGCUCCCUUGUCUUCAGCUGCAUUUCACAUGCCUUGCAAUGGAUCAGCCAAGGUCGAGAUCCCGUCUUCCAGCCACCCAGUUCCCCAAAGAGCCUCCUUACCCACCCUGCGGCACGCAGUGGGGCUAGUAUACUCCAUGAGGCUGCUGCCGUCCACGUGCUGGUCACUGGCAGCCUGCACCUGGUGGGUGGUGUCCUGAAGCUGCUAGAGCCUGCACUGUCCCAGUAGUCAAGGCCCAGGGUUGGAGGUGGGAGUCCCCCACAGCUGCCUGCAUUCUCCCCAUGAACUCACAUACCAGGUGCCUUUUGUGCCUCUGCUUUCCUGGUUCUGUCUAGACUGGCGUAGGGACCAGGGCUCUGGGAUGGGAGACCAGGAGAGGAUGUCCUCCGUUUUGAGGCUCUGUGCCUUGGCCUCUCCUCCUUCCCCUUCCUUCUGGCUGAGAUGGCGGACGGCUGAGUUGGGGGCUCCCCAGGUCUCUCACUGUUCCAGUGGCCUGGCCACUCAGGUUGUCUUCCCCCACACCCCGCCGCCUUCUGGCUCAGGCCCAGCUUAUUGUGUGUGCUGCUGGCCAGGCCCCAGGUCCUGCUGGGUGCUGGGUGGUAGAUUUCCUCCUCCCAGUGCCUUCUGGGAAGGGAGAGGGCCUCUGCCUGGGACAGCCUGGGACAGAGAGUGGCUGGAGUGAAUUAAAGCCUUUGUUUUUUUAAAAAAAAUGG
Messenger RNA from Cebus imitator (Panamanian white-faced capuchin), 2458 nucleotides. It is a transcript of the gene FPGS, whose product is annotated as folylpolyglutamate synthase. Gene Ontology annotation, cellular component: mitochondrion; cytosol; cytoplasm. Gene Ontology annotation, molecular function: ATP binding; tetrahydrofolylpolyglutamate synthase activity. Gene Ontology annotation, biological process: tetrahydrofolylpolyglutamate biosynthetic process. The record is from RefSeq and is a predicted model, not a curated record. The coding region runs from base 66 to 1973 and encodes 635 amino acids. NCBI's taxonomy places the organism in Eukaryota, Metazoa, Chordata, Mammalia, Primates, Cebidae. The transcript is spliced from 14 exons.